AUGGUUAUAAAGGGGGUGUUUACUCAGUCACAUGCCCCCACAGGACCCCAGUGUGAAUCGAACACAGAGAUAUGGACGGAUGAAUCCACCCGCUGCCUCUGUUCUGCUGGCCAGCUCUCCUGCUCUCCCUCUCAGUGCCCUAAGGGCCAAAUCUGUGGUCCUCAAAGAGGAGGCUCCAGUGGGAUUUCCACCUCUGGGACGUGUACGAUACACAGUCACACAGACUGCAGCACUUUUGAUGGAGUGCUGUUCCGCUUCAUGGCCCCCUGCACCUACAUACUGGCUAAGACCUGCUCACCCGCUGAGGCCCUGCCCAUGUUCAGAGUGGAAGUGGUCAAUGAGCAGAACAGGAACUCAUCUCUGCCAACUGUCCAGCAGGUCACUGUGAACACAGGGAACUUCAGAGUGUCUUUAUUGAAACAGAAAACACACCGGGUUGUGGUUAAUGGGGUCUGGAGGAAGCUUCCGCUGAGCCUCGGUGAUGGCACUGUCAACAUCAAGAGUAAUCCUGCUGCUGUUGUACUGGGAACCAGUUUUGGUCUUUCCGUUUCCUAUGACAGCGCUGGUGCUGUACAUGUCGCCCUGCCACCAACAUACUCCGAUAAGGUCUGCGGCCUGUGUGGCAACUUCAACCACCUCGGAGAAGAUGACUUCCGCAAGCCUGAUGGCACAAAUGCCCACAAUGCUACAGCUUUGGCUGAGAGCUGGCAGACCGGGCAAAUAACCUCCUCCUGUGAAACUAUUCUUGUCCCUCAUCAGUGUGACCCACUAGAGGAGGCUGAGUAUGCCAGUGAGCUGUACUGUGGAAGGCUCCUCUCUAGUACAGGGCCCUUCGCUGACUGCCAGUCAGUUUUGGAGGCAGAAAGUUACUUCAGGGGCUGUGUGGUCAGCAUGUGCUCUGCUCAUGGUGACCCCGAAGUGCUAUGUGAGGCAUUACAGGUCUACACUGAUAUCUGCAAAGAGGCUGGAGUAGAUGUACCCAUAUGGAGGAACUCCACAUUCUGCCCCCCUCAGUGUGGUGAGAACAGCUACUAUAACUCAUGUGCUGAUGGCUGUCCCGAAGUGUGUUCCAGUCUGGAUUUAGCUGGCUCUUGUGGAAGCUGUGAGGAAAGAUGUGAGUGCGAGUCUGGCUUCAAACUCAGUGGGGGAAAGUGUGUCCCAGCAGAGGACUGUGGGUGCUGGCAUAAUGGAAAACACUAUGAGAAAGGAGCAACAUUCUUGGAAGGAGAGUGUGUGCAACAGUGCCAAUGUAUGGGUAAUAAUGAUCUGUGGUGCACCGCAAUGCAAUGUGCAGACAAUGAGGUUUGUAAAGUCAAAGAUGGGGUCAAAGACUGCUUCCCUUUCAAACCUGCCACUUGCCGUGUGUAUGGUGAUCCGCACUACAUGACCUUUGACAAGGUGGCUUAUGACUUUCAAGGGGGCUGCAGUUACACACUGGCUACAACAUGCGGAGAAGGCGGCUCAGUCCAGUUCACUGUGACCGGACACAACAUGCAUCCUCCCCUACAGAACUUAACUCGGUCCAAGCUGGAAGCUGUGACUCUACAGAUUGAAGAUUAUGACCUCACCCUGAACCAAAGUGGAGAGGUGAAUAACGGCCUGGUCCACCUCCCCUAUUCCACCAAUGGAACAUAUGGCUCAGUAUGGGUCCACAAGGAGAGCAAUUACAUUAUCUUGGAGUCGACCUUUGGAGUCCGAAUUAUGGUAGAUGGGCAGAACAGACUUUUUCUGCAGGUGGAUGAGCGCUACAAGCAUGAACUGUGCGGAAUGUGUGGCAUCUACUCUGGACACCAGGACGACGAUCUUGUAACCCCAGACGGCCAAAAUGCUACAGACGCAUUUCAGUUUGGAGAAAGCUGGAGGGUGCCAAAUAAUAAUGAGUGUACUGCCUAUCCAAAUGACCCAAGGCGUUGUGACUAUGAUGAAGAGGAUGAGGCCUACAGUCAGUGCAAUGCACUACUUAGGGAUCCCUUCAAGUCGUGCCAUGGACCCAUUAACCCAGGGGUCUACCUUCGUAGCUGUGUGUAUGACUAUUGUGCCACGAAUGGGGACCAAUACACCCUAUGUGAAUCUCUAAAGUCCUACGCAGCAGCAUGCCAGGUUGAAGGAGUGGAGCUGCCUCCCUGGCAGACAGGCACAGCCUGUGUCUGCCCCAUGAACUGUGACUUUGAAAAAAAUCUGUGUGGGUGGGAGCAGCUCAUACAGGACAGUUUUGAUUGGACAAGAAAUUCAGGAUCCACCCCCUCAGACCUAACUGGGCCAAACCAGGACCAUACCACUGGAGCCGGUUUCUACAUAUACAUUGAGGGAGACAGAGUAACCCAUGGAGACUCAGCCCGCCUGAUGAGCUCAGUGUGCCAUUAUCAUAGCCCACUCUGUCUACAGUUCUGGUACCAUAUGCAUGGUUCAGCCACAGCAAUGGCCCUCAAUAUUUACCUGCUCAAAGGCAAUAAAGCUACCAAGCUAUGGUCCAUGAUGAACAACCAGGGACCACAAUGGCAUCUAGGAAAUGUUGACAUCAGUGUGUCCGGCCCUUUCCAAAUCAUUGUAGAGGGAAUUCGGGGCUCUAAUGCUCAAUCAGAUGUGGCCAUAGAUGACGUUUCCAUCCACUUUGGCACAUGCUCAGGUGGCUUCCCUGGCAUGGUUAGUGGAACUGAGCUUCCCUCCAUAACUGCAGAAGUCCUCCCCCCACACCCAGAUGGUCACUACCUGUACACUGAGGCCAACAGUGCGUCACAUGGAGACACGGCUCGUCUCAUCAGCUCUGAGUGUUCUGACUCUGGUCCUCAGUGUCUGCAGUUCUGGUACCAUAUGUACGGCUCAGCAGAUACAAUGGGCCUCCAUGUUUACUUGGUCCAGAACAGAGUAACCGAUGUCGUCUGGUGGAAGAGGAAUGACCAAGGAAAUAUGUGGCACCUGGCUCAGGUGGAGAUCACAACAACCAGAGCUUUUCAGAUCAUCUUUGAAGGGCGCAGGGGAUCUAAUGAUCAGUCAGAUGUGGCCAUAGACGAUAUAAAGCUUUAUCGUGGUCACUGCUCUGCAUGCCAACUCCACUGUAAUUUUGAGCAAGAUUUAUGUCACUGGAGUCAACUGCUUGCUGAUGUUUUUGAUUGGACAAGGCAUAGUGGCUCCACUCCCACUAUGAUGACCGGUCCGUCUUCAGAUCACACCACAGGAGAUGGCCACUAUCUUUACAUUGAAGGAAACAGUGCGUCACAUGGAGACACGGCUCGUCUCAUCAGCUCUGAGUGUUCUGACGCUGGUCCUCAGUGUCUGCAGUUCUGGUACCAUAUGUACGGCUCAGCAGACACAAUGGGCCUCAAUGUUUACCUGCUCCAGGACAGAAAAGCAGAUGCUGUUUGGAGGAAAAGGAAUGACCAAGGAAAUAUGUGGCACCUGGCCCAGGUCGACUUGACCACAACUGGAGCUUUCCAGAUCAUUUUUGAGGGGCGAAGAGGUUCCAAUGAUCAGUCUGAUGUGGCCAUAGACGAUAUAUCAAUUCAUCACAGACACUGUCCACCAAUAACAAAUAGACCACAACCUCCAACCACAGCCAGACCACAACCAUCAACCACAGCUAGACCACAACCAUCAACCACAGCUAGACCACAACCAUCAACCACAGCCAGACCACAACCUCCAACCGAAACUCAGCCACCAACCACAAUGCAGCCACAACCACCAACGACAGCUCUACCUGAACCACAACCACCAACCACAGCCAGACCACAACCACCAACCACAGCCAGACCACAACCACCAACCACAGCCGGACCAGCACCUUCUUGCCCAGAGAACAGUCAUUACACGAGUUGUAUCCCUGCCUGCAGUCCAACCUGUACACAACUGAAUGGCCCGCCACACUGCAGUGACAGUGACAGUUGUGUGUCGGGAUGUGUAUGUGAUAAUGGCUUUGUGCAGAAAUCGCAGCGUUGUGUGCCUAUCCAAGAGUGUGGAUGUGUGGACAGGAAUGGCACCAAACAUCAAUUCAAUGAAGUGUGGUACACCAAUCACUGCAGUCAGAAAUGUGAAUGUGAGAAAGACGAUGGCAUGGGGGAGAUUGAUUGUGAUGACAAAGAUGAAUGCGAUGGAAAUGCUGUCUGCCUUCAAAAUGACGAGGGCGAAUACUACUGCCAGUCUACAGGAUUCAAUGAGUGCACUAUAAAGGGAGACCCCGAGUACAGAACCUUUGAUAAAAUGAAGCAUGACUUUGACGGUGAGCACUCAUAUGUGCUGGUCCAGACCAAAAACUUGCCAAAUAACCUUCCAGAUGUCUACAUCGAGGUCAUCAAUAGACGCACAGUAGAUGAUGACGAUGACAGUCAGCAUCAUGGUGAUGAUGAUGAAGAUGACAGUGAUGAAGAUGACGAUAGUAAGGAGAAUGAGGAACACCACAGAUUACAAGAGCUUAAGAUCAGAGUGUACAAUCACACUGUGGAGUUCAAGAAGAAUUUGAGGCUGCUUGUGGAUGGAAGGACAACUAGUACUCCUGUCUCACCAACUGCUGGUCUAAACAUCCGGGAGCAUUCCUCUCACAUCUACCUGAAGACAGACUUUGGCCUCUCAGUGAAGUUUGAUGGACACAGUAAAGCAGAGAUCAUUCUACCACGGAUAUAUAAAAGGAGAGUGGGGGGUCUGUGUGGGAACUUUGACGGUCAAAAGAGGAAUGACUGGAUGAAGCCAGAUGGUACAAUGGCCAGCAGAGUUCAAGAGUUUGGCGAGAGCUGGAGAGUGUAAAUAUCAGAUGGAUGUACGGAGGAGACACAGCACUUAAAGAUACCCCUGGAGGUUUUGACCGCAAGUACAAAUAUUGUGUCAGUUUACAAGAAAACUCCAAGAAAAAACAGAAUUAAUGCUGAUUUUAUUUUUUUCCCCUCAGACAACAAACCUUAUCUGUGAAUCUGUGACAGUAUGUGAGACUGAUUUUAUCACUGCCAUGCAUACUAUUUAUUCAAAAGUGAUGUUCUUACAGUUUAUGCUGAUCUUGUACAGUAAUAGCAAUGCUGAACAAAAUGUACAAUGGUGUGUUUAAACAAUGAGAAUGCAUGACUACACAUGGAUUAUUUAUCACCAUCCGAUAUUGUUGAAAACAGAUUAAAUGUGCAAUAAAUUAUUCAGAAUGUCGCUUGUACUUGGUCAUAAAGUGUAUUUCAAUGGAAGCACAAUCUUCACUGUUCUAAUAAAUGUGCACUGUGGUUCAAUCUGUCGCCUUGUGUGUUGC
Molecule: messenger RNA, 5221 nt
Organism: Seriola aureovittata
Lineage: Eukaryota; Metazoa; Chordata; Actinopteri; Carangiformes; Carangidae
Product: zonadhesin-like
Exons: 22
Coding region: 1-4737 (1578 amino acids)
Cellular component (GO): membrane
Source: RefSeq, a predicted model, not a curated record